UUGUUGGAUUGGGUAUAUAUACUGCCAGUUUAAUUUUGAGUGGCGCUUUACAGCAUGAAUGCGUACAUCGUCUUCAAAGAGGAGCAAUCAGCUCAUGCUGCUUUGUCUAAUAAUAUGACAGAGAUUGGUGGAAAUCAUAUCCGUGUUGAUAUGGCAUGCCCACCUCGCAAGAAAAUGAAAGGUGUUGCUCGGCCAUAUGAUAGAAAGAGAACAGUUUUUGUGGGCAACCUCCCUUUUGAUGUGAAGGAUGAAGAGCUCUACCAAUUAUUCUGUGGCCUGAGCCAGUCAGAACCAAAUGUUGAAGCUGUGCGUGUAAUCAGAGAUCCAAACACAAGCAUUGGAAAGGGCAUUGCUUAUGUGCUGUUUAAAACCAGGGAAGCUGCCAACAAUGUCUGCAAGAGAAGAGACUUAAAAAUCAGGGACAGAAAUUUGCGCGUCUGCCAUGCUAAACCGGACGCCACUCCAUCUGAAGUUAAAGAGACCCCAAGCAAAGAUUUUUCUCAUGGGAGGCCUGCGCCAGCUUCCAGUUCUACACCUUCAGCAAAAGACAAUAAACGAAACAGAGCAGAUAAUUCUUCCGCUUCGUAUGAAGGCCUCCGCUCAAGCAAAACUGGUGUUGCGAAGAAAUCCUCUAUUCGGCCAAGCCAGAGCAAUAGCACGAUUGACAAUGGUUCCAAGAAUUCUAGCUGGAAUGAGCAGCAGCAUCGCAAAACGAAGCGGCCUGCUGUUGCUGCUAAGAAAGCAAAGCAGCUUCAAAAACGGAAGCAGUCCGACGGCACGCCGGAAAGUAGUCGUCAAAAUAAGAGGGUGAGAAGGCAAUAGGGAGGGUUUCUGAGAGUACUUCAGGCUGUAGGAAGUUUGUGGUUUUUUUUAGAGCUAACAUCAUGAAGCUGUUUCUUUGGAGCAUUCUGAGGUUCAUAAUUGGAAGAUUUACAUAUAUACGACCACUCAAUUUCUACAUGUUUAGAUAUCUAACACCCCAACCUUCAAUUUUGCAUAUAUGCCACCUUGCAUAUAAUGAAGGUGUGUAUUUUCCUUUUCUAAUGAUAAAAUAGUGGUGUUUUUGAUGUGAUAUGAUAUAUUUGGGUGGUCUAAAUGUAAAAGUACUUAAUAGGUAAUUUUAGGCUAGAUAGUGUGACUUUUUUUUAUUUAAUGCAAUUAUGUACCCUUCCUAAGUGAGGAAAUUG
This is a messenger RNA of Phalaenopsis equestris, 1187 nucleotides long. RefSeq names its product nucleolar protein 12-like. Gene Ontology annotation, cellular component: cytosol. Bases 55 to 822 code for a protein of 255 amino acids. Gene Ontology annotation, molecular function: mRNA binding. The record is from RefSeq and is a predicted model, not a curated record. The transcript has 4 exons. Lineage: Eukaryota; Viridiplantae; Streptophyta; Magnoliopsida; Asparagales; Orchidaceae.